CAGGUGGGAGCCUCCGUAGCCAUUUUGGCUCAAGCUUCGCUUUGGCACAGCUGCGCUUGUGCCGGGGGCUGUCCAUGGCGCAUGAGGAGGAGCUCACAGCUCUUUUGGAGGAAACUUCGUCGCCGUCGCAUUGCGGCACCCCGCCUUCUGAUGACGAGCGGAAGGUGCGGCAUCGCAGCUUCGGCUCGGCGACGGCCGCGGCGGGUCGGCCCGCCGCGCGGCGCUGCGGCGGCGCCGGCGAGCGAGACCACGAGUCCCUGGUGCGGCAACUGAGCGGCGACCUGGACUCAGAUACGGAGAGCCUGCACAAGUUUUGGCACCGGGCCGGCUGGCUGAUCCUCCUGCUGAUGUUCCAGUCGACCUCCUCCCUAAUCCUGGAGCGCUUCGACCUGCUCAUCCGGUCACACCCCGUCGUCAUCUAUUUUCUCACGAUGCUGGUUGGCGCCGGCGGGAACGCGGGCAGCCAGAGCACCGUGCUGGUCGUGCGGCAGUUGGCGCUGGCCACGGUCGGCAAGCGGAAGGGCGAGACCCCAGACGACAGGUUUUCGCUGCGGCACAUCGUGGCCUCGGAGGUGUCGGUCGGCGCGCGCCUCGCGCUGGUGCUCUUCCUGGGCACGUUCGUGCGGUGCGUGCUGUUUCAGGUCAGGGGCGAGGAGUGCCUCGCGAUCUGCCUGUCCAUGCUCGCCAUAGUCUUCGUGUCCACCGUCCUCGGGGCGGCGCUUCCACUGCUCUUGAACAGGCUGCGGCUGGACCCGGCGCACGCCGGGGCCGCAAUCCAGGUCAUCAUGGACAUAAGCGGCGUCACGCUGACCUGCGUGGUGUCGUGCUUGGUCCUCGGCCUGCCGAUCACUGGCGGCCACCAGGUGAUGCCCGGCAACGCCACCGGGACGGCGGCGGGUCCGCACGGAGGAUCAGAGCGCAGGGCGGGUGCUGGCUUCGUCGUCCAGAAUGAGGGCGCGAGGCAGGGCCUCAGCCGCUUCGGCGCGGCGGCCGGGCAGUCUUGACUGCGGCCCCCCUCCCCCGUCCAUGCCUUGGCCUUGUGGACAUCUUCUUCCUUCCCCUCCUCCUCGUCCACCCCGCGAGCCCCCCCCCCCCGCGGAGAGCCGGGAUGCCGCGCGCGCGCGCCCGCGACCGCGCCCCGGCCGCCCGAAAAAGAAA
This is a messenger RNA of Prorocentrum cordatum, 1158 nucleotides long. Lineage: Eukaryota; Dinophyceae; Prorocentrales; Prorocentraceae. The record is from the annotation of a GenBank genome assembly.